This is a messenger RNA of Kalmanozyma brasiliensis GHG001, 1209 nucleotides long. RefSeq lists its product as uncharacterized. The transcript has a single exon. NCBI's taxonomy places the organism in Eukaryota, Fungi, Basidiomycota, Ustilaginomycetes, Ustilaginales. The coding region runs from base 1 to 1209 and encodes 402 amino acids. The record is from RefSeq and is a predicted model, not a curated record.
AUGUCCAACUCACCCUCGGUCCUCAUGGCCAGACCCACUCUCGGCUACCGCUCCAUCUCGGAGCUCGCACCGCUCUACGACCCCUCCUCCGCACCGCACUCGGGCACCCGUCUGCGCGGCUCAAAAGCCACCAGCGGAACACAGACUGCCGCAGGAUCGCAGCUGCCCUACUCGCCUCUGCUCCCGCUUCCUCCUGCGUCCACUUCGAAGAUGCCCCUGCUGCACCCCGACUCUGCUGUCGAGCAGAGGGAGAACGUCGCCCCUUCCACGUUCCACGAUGAGCCCAUCCCCUCCAACCACGCCGGCGCCAUCGCUGCUCGCCGUCAAGCUCGACGCGGCGUCUCCGAAGGCUACACGUUCCACUCGCACGAGAUGAAGCCCAACCGCACCUCGGCCUUGUCCACCAAAGCUGCGCUUCGGCUACACAUCGCUGCGUCCUCGGACCCCUCCGCGCACCCUGCUGCGGGCAAAGCAGCUGGCAUGAUUCGCAGCUACUCGCUCCCCGUUGCGACCCAAGAGGAACACGACGAGCAGCAACGCGUGAUGGCGCUUGGCCUCACCGGUCAGACGGCGGCCAACCCGGCAUGGUGGCAGUACGGCUGGCCCUCACCGGGCGGUCUCAACCACCAUCACGUUCACAAAACGGAGCGAUCGCGGUCACAGUCCAAGCUCUCCAAUGCGCUAUCGCCACUGAGCCCUCUCGCGCCCAUCGAGCCCGCUACAACCACCCCAAGAGCCGGGAAGGCGGCCAAAACUCACUCGUCUUGCUCCCCAAAGAUGAAGUCUAAGCAUCUGCCUUCGAUGCACCAGCACGCACUCCACGCCUCACGCUCCGCUUCCACCUCGCCCAAGCUCAGUCGCUCCCCUCUAGCGCCCAUGUCGACCAAUCUGCCUGCCCUCGAACAGCAGACGGAAAAGGAGGAGAUGUUUGAUGUCGAGAUGGAUGCGCUCAAUGCGAGGUUUGCCGAAUGGUCCCGGGCACAGGAGAAAGAGGUGGACGAGGAGCAGGAUGACUACUUCAACCUCGUCCACGAUGACCCUGUUGUGCUGCUGAGGGCUGCCGGUGGGAGCGACACUUCGGAUGAGGCACGUACGCCGAGAGCUUCCUCUCCAAGACCCACGUCGAAGAUGCACGCUGCCCUGGAGGAGGAGGGGGAGAACAGGUGGUCGGGCAACUUCGACUUCAUUCACCCAGACCAUCUUGCUUGA